AGAGAAAAAAAAACAACCAGGAAGUUAAACAGAGGAGGAAACGUCUGCGUUGUGUUGGAGCAUCAAACUUUCAUAUCUUUAGGAAGAUUUUUUUACAUAAGUUUUGAAUAACAGCGUCAACUUAAAAGACAGUUAGUCCAUCGGGUUGUGGUCAAAGGGCAUUGUUUCUGACAAGAUGAACACUGAUCCGGAGCGGGGAGGAGUAGGGGCAGCGCCGGAGUCACAGGACAAGGUGCAGUCCUUAAAGGAACAAGUAGAUGGAGUGAAAACCAUCAUGACGCAUAAUGUGGACCGGAUCCUGGCCCGAGGAGAGAGACUGGAUGACCUCAUGGGCAAGUCAGAGGACCUGCAAGCAGGGGCUCAACACUUCAAGCAGACGUCUCAGAAAGUGGCUCGCACCUACUGGUGGAAGAACGUGAAGCUGGUCGUGGUCAUCGUGGUGGUAGUCCUCAUCAUCGUCCUCAUCAUCGUCCUGCUGGCCACCGGAGUCAUCCCUGUCAGUGCCCCCGUGCCUCCAGUCGCUCCCACCACAAAGCCUUAAACACACACACACACAAACACAUAAUGUAUAUACAGUCAUACACACAUUCUUAUUGCACAGUAUAAAAAGUAAUAUAUAGACUAAAGCAGGAAACUGCUGUCUGGUGAAGCCUUUAUUACUUCUGAGUUAGUUUCUGCUGGGAGCUUUCAUGCUUGUAUUGGAAUUCAAGGACUUUGUGCUUGUUUGAAGGAACUUAAAAGGCACAUCCGUUUUUGAAACUCUUUCAAAACGCAGUUCAAGUGUAGCCACUUUUUGAAUUUGUGAGAAAUUAAAGAAAGGUGUCUGGAAGGUCUGAAGUUUUCACCUGACAGCAGCAAAAACACUGUCCCUGUUCUUAAAGGACGCUGCAUAACAUCACACCAGCUCCUCUGUUUUUAACUGUUUCACCACCAACGGUUAUUUCAUCCUGGAAAACAGCGCAUCACUUUAAUGUGUGGAUUUAGAAAAAAUCAUUUUGGAUUUCUCCAGUAUCAUACGAGACAUUUUGUUAAUGUUAAAUGUCAUCACUUAUGUGCACCUUUACCAAGGGCAGUCUGUAUAGUUUAAAAGUUGAAAAAUGCAGUUCCUAAAAAUAUCAGGCAGCAUGUUUUUGCUGACAUUGGACAUAUGCACCUAACACAAAUCUGUUACAAUGUCACUCACACUAGUGAAAGGCUGAAUUGUGUAUUUUAAGAUAUAUAGAAAUGUUACCAUUUAUGGGCAUGUUACUUUCAAAGUGCUUCCACUUUCUUUGUAGUCAGACAAUCUAGAAAAAAGUAAUCAUCCACAGAAACUCAUUUUUUACAUUUUUCAGGUAGUUGAUUGAAUGUAUACACUUAGGGCUGCUUUAGUUCUUUAUUAAAAAAAAUGAAAUUAGCUCCUCACUGGUUUUAAGGGCUCAUGUUUGAGGAGAGGUUUGUAAAAGUAAUAGUACACAGUCAAAGGUUAAGAAACAAUUAUAAUGCACAAAAAUCACAUCAUUCAAUUGUGUUUAGUGUCAAACCGGUGAGCUAAGACACCACCGAGUACAACAUUAGUGUGUCCAGAAGUGUACAUCAAAAGAUCCAGUGUUUAGGAUUUAGGGUUUUUUUUUAGUGUACAAUCACCUGAAAAUAAGAAUCGUUGUGUAUCGUUAUCUUAGAUUAACUGUUUAAAGUUACAUAUGGUCCUCUUCUAUGGAGUUCAACAUGUAUUUUCUACAGUAACCUGGAACAGACAAAUCUCUGGCUCUAGAUAGGGCCGUUUUUUGUGUUUUCAUGUUGGCCAUUGUAAGUCUCCUACACACUUCACGCUACACGUUUCAGUUUCUUGCAAUCUGCAAAAUCACCACUAGAUGUCACUAAAUCCUACACACUGGACCUUUAAAUAUAAAUCAGCAUUGACUUGGGUGAUAAAAAUUAACUGAUAUUACCUUAUGUUUUAAAACAACACUGCAUUUUCAGUUACACGUUUUUCUACUUAACAGAAGAAAAGUUAACUCAAAAUUUCAGAUUUGUACAUUUGCGCUUUGCAGUAUCAUUUAACACAUCUUGUUAAUUUUUUUUUUCCUCAGUGUGUUUUACCUCUAGCGUUAUUGCAUUUUAAAUGUAGAGCUUCGGUACGUUGAUUCAAUAAAUAAACCACCAGGGUCAGCAGUUAACCCUUUGAAACCUGAGGA
Molecule: messenger RNA, 2177 nt
Organism: Plectropomus leopardus (leopard coralgrouper)
Lineage: Eukaryota; Metazoa; Chordata; Actinopteri; Perciformes; Serranidae
Gene: vamp8
Product: vesicle-associated membrane protein 8 (endobrevin)
Biological process (GO): vesicle-mediated transport
Cellular component (GO): membrane
Source: RefSeq, a predicted model, not a curated record